CUGUGAUUCCGCUGUGGCUGGCUGGCUGAUUUGGAAACGCACAAAAUCAGAAACUUGAUAGGGGAGGGAACAAGGAUAGAAAUGAAAAAGGAAACGAAGAAGAAAAGAAGAAUAGGAAAAAGAAAGAAACACGGGUCAGGAAUUCGUCCCUCUCACAUACCCACACACGCACUGUGAGAUGGAAGCGAGACACAAACGCAGGGCACACACACGCCUGCCUGCCUCUCUCUCUCUCUCUCUCUCUCUCUCUCUCUCUCUCUCUCUCUCUCUCUCUCUCUCUCUCUCUAUGCCUAUGCCUAUGCCUAUGUGUGUGCCGCCGACCCGCGAUCAAACCGCGAUCCGCGCACGGCAAGACACCUUCCCGUUCAUCAUAGUACAACGCCUUUUUAUUCUAUUUCUUCCUGCCCACGCUAGUUACCAUCUCCCUCUCUGAGCGAGCCGCCUUUUAGAGAGGAAUUCCUCCCCUCCCCAAGUCGGAUUACCUCCUCC
Molecule: messenger RNA, 489 nt
Organism: Colletotrichum navitas
Lineage: Eukaryota; Fungi; Ascomycota; Sordariomycetes; Glomerellales; Glomerellaceae
Exons: 1
Coding region: 179-433 (84 amino acids)
Source: RefSeq, a predicted model, not a curated record